Molecule: messenger RNA, 1010 nt
Organism: Daktulosphaira vitifoliae (grape phylloxera)
Lineage: Eukaryota; Metazoa; Arthropoda; Insecta; Hemiptera; Phylloxeridae
Exons: 2
Coding region: 35-859 (274 amino acids)
Source: RefSeq, a predicted model, not a curated record
AAACUAACAAUUAUUUUUAUUUAUAGUAGAGAAAAUGAAUCUAAAACUAGAGUCAUUCAUUAAGAAAGUGAACAAACUACUUCAAAUCAAAAUAAUUAAAAUUCAAACCAGUAUGCUGGAUAAUAAUACAUAUUUAAUAAAUGAUACGAUCUAUGAUAAAAGAAGCAUAAGACAACUAAGAAAUCUCGAAAAUUUGUCUUUAUGGAAAUAUGUCGAAGAAGAACUUGUUCAAUCGUACUUCCCUACACUACCCAAUACAACAAUUUACGAUUUCAUUCUUAAUUCAACAAUGUACAGGAGUGAUAUAGAAUUCACUCUUAAAAAAGCAACAAAAAUCAUGGGCGAUCGAAUUUUUAAGUAUGCGAUUUUACUAAUGGUAUAUGCAUAUGAGGCACUAAGAAUUGAUUAUUGUAAAACAUUAUAUUGGGACGAUGUCAUGAAUUAUUUAAAUAAAUUGAGUGAUGCACUAUUAACGUUGAAUGGAGGCGAAAAAUUACAUAAACAAAUACAUAAAAUUAAUGAAGAAAUUAAGGAUUGCUAUAUAAUGCUUGUUUUUCAAAGAUUAGUAAAUGAGUAUGCAAAUAUUUUUUUAACGCCCCGAGAAAUUGAAAAAUGUUAUAUAAAAAAUAACUAUAGAUGGAAUAAUAUUAAAGACGAACACAUUCUGUCACAAAAUGUAUUAGAUAAAAUAUUAAAAGAAUUUUCGAAACCUCACAGAGACAUCGAGCCAUACAAAUUUAAACUGAUAUGUGAGAAGGAAAUAGAGAGAAAAUUUCAGCAAAUUUUUAUGUUAAUUGACGCAGAAUUUAAAAGAAUUCACAUAAUAGAAUUUGAUUUGAGUAUGACAGUACAUUUUUAGUAUUGUAGAUAUUUAUCAAAAAUAUUUAUAGUAAUUCUCAAUCACACUUGUAAUCAAUAAUUUAUUCAACCAUAUUAAAAUUAAUAAAAGACAAAAAUAAUAAUCGUUUAGAUAUGAAAUAAUUUAUACAUAUGACACUCGUAAGGUAUAU